Messenger RNA from Symbiodinium natans, 936 nucleotides. The record is from the annotation of a GenBank genome assembly. NCBI's taxonomy places the organism in Eukaryota, Dinophyceae, Suessiales, Symbiodiniaceae.
AUGGCACAAGGAGCCCACCAGGCACCGCUCUCCCCCUCCCGGCUUUCGAGGCAGUCAACCUCCACCCGGCGCGUGCGCGAGAAGGCAGCUGCAAUUCGCAAAAGCUUCCAGCGGCCAAAGUUCUGGGUCACAGGCUUUGGCUGGUGCCUGGCAACAUGCGCCGGCGCCGCGAACAUCAUCGCCUUCAAGUGCUGGAGCUUGUAUGCCUCUCAUGUAACGGGUAGUACCUCCGCCAUGGCCUUCCGCUUGGAAGGCUAUCAUCAAGGUGAGUAUGGGUCAGAAUCUUUGAAAGAGGCAUGCUCUUUGGUCCUGUGCUUUCUGCUGGGCGCCUAUACCUGCGGAAUCCUCAUCGACAAGAACCAAGUGCACUUCCUGGGCAAGGCUUUUUAUGGGAUGGCUUUGGUGUUGAAUUCAGCACUGCUGGUUUCGGCUGCCUUCAUCCCGGGCCGCUUGGUCCCUUCAUGCUUCGUGGCCGCUGCCUGCGGCUUGCAGAACGCAAUGUGCACCUCACACUUUGGGGCCAUCAUCCGCACCACUCAUGUCACAGGCACCGUCACGGACAUUGGCUCCACCAUGGGCCGCAUCAGCAUGAUCUGGUUGCGCAGGGCGAUUCAAAAACAAGCGCUGAACGACAUUGAUCGCGCGGAAAUUGCUGUGGAUGCCCAGAAGCUGGCUGUCCUCGCCGGACUUUGGGCAUCUUAUCUUUCUGGUGGUCUCAUUGGAAUCUACAUGGAGAAUGUGAUCCCGGGGCCUAAGGCACUUCUCGUGCCGGCGUCCGUGACUGGCUCCAUCGGACUUUUCUACAUGGCCUGCCGCCAACUCCUGAAGGACCCGAAGUUUCCUGAAACUAAACCUUGGACCCUAAAGCAUUCCACCUUAAACCCUAAACCCCAAACCCUAAACCCUAAACCCCAAACCCCAAACCCUAAACCCUAA